AUGUAUCGACGGGGUCCUCCAAAAUCUACUCCUACAACACGUCACUACUCAUAUGAAUGUAAGGCCACAACACAAGAGCGGCCUUACGUCUCAAGACCGUCUCGGACACAGCAACUCUUCAACCCGAAACUUGUUCCAAAGCUAGCCAGUGACACCCCAGAUGCCUUACAGAAGCAGAAGGGUGUGGCUGAUGAGGAACUGGCCAAGAGAGAAGCCGAAAGAGCGAAGAAGCGAGAAACUAGAGAAAGAUGA
Daldinia childiae is the source of this 252-nucleotide messenger RNA. RefSeq lists its product as uncharacterized. The transcript is spliced from 3 exons. The coding region runs from base 1 to 252 and encodes 83 amino acids. Lineage: Eukaryota; Fungi; Ascomycota; Sordariomycetes; Xylariales; Hypoxylaceae. The record is from RefSeq and is a predicted model, not a curated record.